UCGUGUCGAGGGAAAUCAAUUCAGACGAAAAUGCGAGCUUCCACGUUGUUAUUUGGCCUGCUGUUAGUGGCCAGUUGCUCUUCGAUAUUAGCAAGGCCGCAGGACAGCAGCACCACUCCUAGUACCACAACAACCACAACAACUACCACAACUCCAAAGCCCGAGGAGUCGUCUACAACCACAACUACAACGGAAAAGCCAAAAUCGGAGUCUACAACGGCCAGUACAACCACCACCAGCACCACCCCCAGUACUACGACUAGUAGCACCACCCCCAGCACUACUACUACCAGCACCACCCCCAGCACUACAACUCCUAGCACCACUCCCAGCACCACCACCACCACCACGACUACUACGACUACGCCUAAACCGGAUGAUGAGGCCUCCAAGCUGUUAGAACAAUGUGCCCAAUUGAGCCACCGGAAAAAGCGCGGUGGUUCAUCCUCUUCCGAAGAAGACGACAGUGGUGAGAAGAAGUCGGCGAAGAAAGAACGUAAGCAGUUGAAAAAGCUUUGCAAGCAGUUAAAGAAGCAGCAGGAACGCAAGCAGGAGAAGGAACAAAAAUCGGCAGUAUCUGAAUUAGCCGAAGCCCUGAGGAACUACAACCAGAAGCAGAAGAACUAAUUAGCCAGUUCCCCUAUAUUUAAAAUAAUUUUUUUUUGUUUCAUAGUGAACUUUAUUUUAUUUAUAAAUAAUAAUUCUAUUAAAAAGGUUAUUCUACUUAAAAAACAGAAAUUUACUGGACAGUAAUUUCUGUAAUUUAAUUUAUGUAAAUCGGAAAACAAUGAACUUGUUUCUUUCUUUGGAGGUAUUGAAAUAUAAAGAACAUGUUUUUGGUUAAAAACAGGAGAUGGUUAUUAAAGAAUUAUAUUGGAGCAACAUUUAAA
Molecule: messenger RNA, 890 nt
Organism: Drosophila eugracilis
Lineage: Eukaryota; Metazoa; Arthropoda; Insecta; Diptera; Drosophilidae
Product: salivary glue protein Sgs-3
Exons: 1
Coding region: 31-627 (198 amino acids)
Source: RefSeq, a predicted model, not a curated record